AUGGAGAAGGCUUGCUUAUAUGAAAGUCUCCAGAAAGAAGCUACAUUGGGUAUUGUUGCUAUUUUUGAUGGCUAUUAUAGCAAUGAAGCAAGUGAGACGGCAUGGAAGUAUAUUGAGGAAUACUUCUUCCUACACACGUAUUUUCUAUUUGAUAGGCUGGAGGGUGAUAAUUUUGAUGGUUCCUACGUUAAAAUGUUAAAGGAAGCAUUGGUAAGAGCGAUCCACGAUAUUAAGAAUAGGUAUACAGCAACCAUCAUAGUUAUGGUAGACGAUCACCUAUUCCUAUCCAGCCUGGAUGGAAGUGCUGAGGUUGCUACCGGUAGCUACAGUCGUUGGAUGGCUGCUUCUCAAUCUCAAUCUCAAUCUAUGUGUGAAGUAUCUUCUAGAAGGUUAGAUGGUGAUGGAUGGGGCUAUUCACUGAAGAACCUUAUCUAAAACAUAUCAGAUUUACAAGAAAUAAGCGCAAGGCGCAAUGAGACGCAGCCUUGUGCUUCGAACAGGUCGAGAUGAGGCGCAAUACUCAAGGCGUAGCUUAGGAGCUGAGGCGAGGGCUUUUUUUCGAGGCAUGAGGCGUCGGCUUUAACUAUUUUUCUACUCCAACUAUUGAUUAAUUUUUUUUUUUUUUUUGUGGGCAUACCCAUAGGGAUUCAAAACUCUUAAAUAUAAAAUGGCCAAACGUGGUCAAAAGAGAGCAAAAGGUG
Molecule: messenger RNA, 701 nt
Organism: Camellia sinensis
Lineage: Eukaryota; Viridiplantae; Streptophyta; Magnoliopsida; Ericales; Theaceae
Source: RefSeq, a predicted model, not a curated record